This is a messenger RNA of Cooperia oncophora, 462 nucleotides long. NCBI's taxonomy places the organism in Eukaryota, Metazoa, Nematoda, Chromadorea, Rhabditida, Trichostrongylidae. The record is from the annotation of a GenBank genome assembly.
GCCAUGAAGUUCACACGACCUAUGCCACCAUCCGAGCCUCCUCCUCUAACCACUGCACCGGAUCAGGGCUCAUCAGCAGCCUGCACUGUUUGUCAACCUGGUAAGCGUUGUGAGGUUCACCUUGAAAGCUAUGACACAACAGAUCCCAUUUUCCAAUAUGCAUACAGCCACUCAACAAUCAUUGACGACAAUGAUAUGCAGGGCUUGCUCAGAGAGAUGUACAAGGCAUCAUUCCCAGCCACGCUAUCAUGGCGUGACUCCGUCACUCCGGAAGUUUUGCAUCUCACACAAUCCCUCAUAUCAUUGUACAAACCGUCCAGAUGUCUUGUCAUAGGAGUUUUCACUGGUUUCGCUCUGCUCGGGAUCGCUGAACAAGUGGACUACAGGGGUGUUAUCAUAGCUCUCGAACAUCCCAAAUAUGCUCACUUUUGGGAGAAUGUCGGCAUGAAGUAUGCAAGGAAG